Molecule: messenger RNA, 1119 nt
Organism: Cladocopium goreaui
Lineage: Eukaryota; Dinophyceae; Suessiales; Symbiodiniaceae
Source: the annotation of a GenBank genome assembly
AUGUCUGUCGCCCAGGCGCGGAAGGCCAUCGAUUCGGCCUACGUGGAAGCAACGACCAACGCCAACUGCAUCGGAUUGGUCAAGUUGAUGGGUCGGCAUUGCGGAUGGAUCGCGGCAUUGGCCUCGAUCGCUGCGCGCAAUGCAGAUGUGUGCCUCAUCCCAGAGAUGAACAUCAACUUGGAAAAGCUGAUGGACUAUGUCACUGAGGUCAUGAAACGCCAGAAGUACGCCGUGAUCGUCGUUGCCGAAGGCUGUGGUGAUACCAUCAUCAGCAGCGGUGCAGGCACUGAUGCUGGCGGCAACAAGGUGCUUGCCGAUGUAGGCCCAUUCUUGAAGGAUGCCAUCACAAAGCACAUGAAGAGCUUAAAGAUGCCAUGCACCAUCAACAGUCUCUCGGGCACAAUGGACACGACGAAUCUUCGUAUGUGCCGAUAUAAUCUGAAGAUUGUGCAUCAACACCGCAUGGAUCGCUUGCCCAUGGUGCUCCAAGAGCUGCCAAAGGGACUUCACAGCUACAUUUCCCUGCCGCGAUACGCAUCCAUGAAGUCUCACGUGGACAAUGUUUUGCUGCAGGUCUAUAUGGUCACCAGGCGACUUCGAUACCUCACCUUAGUCAGCAGCUGUAUUUUGGUGCUGAGCCUGUUCUCGUAUUUUGUGCUCUUACUGAUUCACAUCCAGGAAGAUUGCGAUGAAAUGCUGGGUUACAUGCUUCCAGCGGUUGGUCCCCUGCUGUGCUUCACCGGGCAUUGGAUGCUUCACAAGUACCGGCGCCAGCGCUGCAGCGCUGAGCUGGCGAAAGCGCUGAAGCAUCUGCGGGGCUUGCUGGCCUGGGAGAAUCAGAAAUUCAACGGCAUCAAACUGUUGCUGAAGUCCAAAAGUCUGGAGCACGCGCAUCCCAAGGAGCUCGAUGCUCACAUUGAAGUGACCUUGUGGCUGGAUGCACGGAGUCGAUGUCUAGUGGAACCUUCAGAAGUCUUUGGAGACGUGAGCCUCAUCCCUGAGGAUGAGGACUACAUGUCACCUGGCACGACUGGCGGGACGUCCAGGGAGAAUGACUUCUUUGAUAUCACUGACGGAGCGGUGACGGGCAUAGAAGAAGAUUGCACCGUGAAAGUCUAG